AUGCUACGAGUGGCAUCGAGUUUGCGUCUGCUUGGACGAGCCAUCCAAACGACUGCAAUCGCCGCAGAUUCUACUCCAGAAUUCAGGGAAAAAGAAGCUCCGACUAAAAAGGAAAUUGAUGAGCUAUUCAAGACUGAUGAAACAAAGCGCGGAAUGCGAAUGGAGCCUGUUAAUAACAUCAAUCGAGUUGAGUUUGUUGGGAAUGUUCCAAUGGAUCCAGAUGUUAAGACGUUUUCUAAUGGAAAAGAAACCAUACGCUUUUCUAUUAUAACCAGAAAAAAUGCGAAUGAUGGCGCACCCGUACGACACACGCUCAAUGCUUUUGGGGAUCUUGGAAAUUUUGUGAAAGAAAACAUUAAGAAAGGCCAGAAAGUCCACUGUUUGGCACAUUUGCAUUACACGACUAUCGAAGGACAGGGUGAUGGUAGGAAAAAGCGAAUCAUGCAUAUCGUUGCUGAUGUUAUGUUGCGAAACGUUGGUCUUUUAACGCGCACCGCCAUACGUGGUCUUGCAACGGAUGCACAAAGCUCAAUGUCUUCGAUCGAAUCUCCUCUUGGACGCCAAAGUAAUCCACCCAAAUUUAAAGCCUUUUCAAAAAAUCAUGUUGAGUUGAUUGGCGGAGUCUCGCAGGAUCCUGUGCUUCGGAAAGCUAAAAAUGGAAUGGACUACACAAUUUUGCAAAUGGUUACAACUUACGGGGAAGCAGUCGAAUUUCACAACGUGAUGGUUUACGGCAAGCUAGUAGGCAUUGUAAUGGACAACACAAAGAAAGGCGAUCGUGUGUAUGUUACUGGAGCUCUCCGUUCUUACACGCCUCAAACCGAAGACGGUGCAAAGAAGAAUCGGGUUGUUCAAGUUCACGCAACUACCGUAUCUCAUUUUAUCAAAAAUAGCGGAAAAAACAGUGAUGAAGAACGGGCAGCCGAAUCGGAGCCUUAU
Mesorhabditis belari is the source of this 939-nucleotide messenger RNA. The record is from the annotation of a GenBank genome assembly. NCBI's taxonomy places the organism in Eukaryota, Metazoa, Nematoda, Chromadorea, Rhabditida, Rhabditidae.